This is a messenger RNA of Phanerochaete carnosa HHB-10118-sp, 225 nucleotides long. RefSeq lists its product as uncharacterized. The coding region runs from base 1 to 225 and encodes 74 amino acids. The record is from RefSeq and is a predicted model, not a curated record. The transcript is spliced from 3 exons. NCBI's taxonomy places the organism in Eukaryota, Fungi, Basidiomycota, Agaricomycetes, Polyporales, Phanerochaetaceae.
AUGGAGAGUCACUACGCGGACUUGAUCCCUCACUAUUACAAGGAGGACCUGCUGAAGGUGGCUACGCGCGGACUUCAAGUCUCGUCGCGCCAGGUGUCCGGUGCAGGACACAUGACCAUGCACACGCAUCCGAGAGGUACGGCCGAGGCGAUCGUGGCGUCACUUGUCCACGACACCGUCCGACUGCGGCUUGCAGUAAAGACAGGCGUGAUUGCCAAGCUCUGA